AUGGGCUCCCGACUAGAAAAGAAUUCAAACGAUGUGCGCAAGCGCAUCCAGAGCCACGCCUUUAGCGAUGAGCAAGGCGAGGAAUACGAGGCCUCAAAGUUCGGUGGCUUCGCCGAUUAUAUGCGCAGGAAGAAGCUCAAGCUACAGAAUCUCGACGCUGAGACACGUGCGAACUCGAGCCAGAAGCCACAAAUUUUCCGCGGAAUCGUUGCCCAUGUGAAUGGUUACACACAGCCUUCCCUGAAUGACCUACAUACGCUCAUAGUAAGCCACGGCGGAGGGUUCCUGCAAUACCUCGAUGGCAAGACCACGGUCACGCACGUUAUCGCGAGUCACUUGACGCCAAAGAAGAAGGUGGAAUUCGCCAGAUAUCGGAUCGUAAAACCAGCCUGGAUCGUGGACAGCGUCGCCGCAGGAAAUCUGCUGCCCUGGAACGAGUACCGAGUCGUGGACGAAGGAGUCACCCAGAAGGUAUUGGGAUUCGACAAGGGCACUAUCGUCAGUCAGCCGAAUAGCCAGCGCCAUGGCUACCGAGACCAGACCGAGAGCAGCUGGUAUACCUCACAACUCAAGAAGGCGUCCACGGAGCAGAGUCCUGGGAACGAGAGCGUCCUUCCGCCAGGUGCACAAGUAUCGCCGACUUCUCGACAGGGGCCUGAGGAACUUUCUGGCCCGCCACACUUUGAUGGUGCAACCGAGUCUAUUUCAGAAUCAGAGCUUGUUGAUGAACAGGAUGGUUUACUAAAAGAUCUCGACCGUGAAGAAACGCUUGAAGAAGCUGUGGAUGAUGAUGGGGAGAUGAUGAGACCACCUCCUACGCCAGCUGUUCCUCCGCCUGAAGGCUCUCUACCAACCGACAGUCGUGGUGGGAUUCAUACGCCUAGCGACAGUAGCCCGCAAAAGCGACAGCUCACGGCCGAAGAGCAUAAUGCCGUCCUUUUGUCCAAUCCACAUAUGGCAAAAUCGAGUACAGCAAAUCCGGACUUUAUCAACCAGUACUACCGCGAGUCUAGGCUGCAUCACCUUUCGACAUGGAAAGCCGAGCUCAAGGCGCAGUUGCAAGCUCGAGCACUAGAGAAGUCCUCCUCUCAAAGGGAUCGUCACAAGACAGCUCCUGGCACACGACGAUAUGUCCUGCACGUGGAUUUUGAUAGCUUUUUCGCAGCCGUCAGCCUGCGCAAGAACCCGCAUCUUGUUGACAAGCCGGUCGUCAUUGCCCACGGUAGUGGUCCCGGGUCUGAGAUUGCCAGCUGCAACUAUCCUGCUCGCAAGUUCGGUGUCAAGAAUGGCAUGUGGAUGAAGACCGCCAUACAACUCUGCUCGGAACUGAACGUUUUGCCGUACGAUUUCAAGGCUUACGAAGAAGCAAGCAGGCACUUCUAUGACUCAAUCCUAGCGGUCGAUGGGAUCGUGCAGAGCAUCAGUAUUGACGAAGCGCUUAUCGACAUUUCGAGUCAAUGCAUUAAAGCAGGCGGGUCUGACGGACGGGCCAUUACAGAAGGCUCAAUCUACCGCGAACAAGAAAAGGCACAGAUGUUAGCCACUGAGAUUCGCAACGCCGUUAGAGCAAGGACUGGGUGCGAAGUAUCGGUAGGUAUGGGAAACAAUAUCUUGCUUGCCAAAGUGGCUCUUCGCAAGGCCAAGCCUGCUGGACAGUAUUUAAUUAAGCCGGACGAGAUCCUUGACUUCCUCGGGCCUCUGGUUGUGACUGAUCUUCCCGGUGUGGCCUGGAGCAUUGGCAACAAGUUAGAGGAGAUUGGUGUCAAAUUGGUCAGCGACAUCAGAGGGCUCACCAAAGAGCGUUUGAUCUCCACUCUUGGUCCAAAGACAGGCGAGAAAAUCUGGGACUAUUCACGCGGUAUCGACAAGCAAGAGGUGGGUGAGCAAGUACUUCGAAAAUCUGUCUCUGCAGAGAUCAACUGGGGCAUCAGAUUCAUCAACCAGAAGCAAGCGGAAGACUUUGUGCAAUGUCUCUGUGAUGAGCUCUCUAAACGUCUUCUCGAGAACCUUGUCAAAGGCAAGCAGCUGACAAUGAAGAUCAUGCGAAAGGCGGCCGAUGCAGGCAUGGAUCCGCCGAAGAAUCUUGGUCAUGGAAAAUGCGACACCUUCAACAAGAGCAUCGUCCUCGGCGUAGCAACUACUGAUAAAGCAAUCAUUGGCAAGGAGGCUCUCUCGAUCUUACGGAGCUACGGCUUUUCGCCUGGAGAGUUACGGGGGUUGGGUGUACAGAUGCAGAAACUGGAACCGUUGAAGCCUAUGGGGACCGGAAAUGCACCACUCGAUAGCAGCCAGAGGCGCUUACAGUUCAAGAAGCCCACCACAACAUCCCCGGCGCCCCAAGCGCCUUUGCUAGCGGGCCAUGGCAAGUCACCGGCAACGAUGAUCCGGCCCACACUCACGGACAGUGUCGACACGAUUGAGGAGAUUCCGACGCCGAAGAAGGACCGGACCGUGCGUACGAUUGAAGGGGCUUUUCAAACCAAAACGGUUGCGGGCGAAACGGAAGGAGGCAAUCGUCCUCUCAACCUUGGUGGAACGCAAUUCAUCAUGCCCAGCCAGGUUGAUCCUGCGGUACUGGCUGAGCUCCCUGCUGAUAUUCGCUCGAAGUUUGCGCCGAAGCAGAAACGCAUCAUGGACACCAUCUCUCGGUCGGUGUCAUCAGCAGUAGAAACCAAAUCACGCUCUGGAUCGCCGCAGGUCAGCGAUGCCGAUUUUGCUCUACCGAAUCAAAGUCAAAUAGAUCCGGCCGUUUGGGCCGAGCUGCCAGAAGACGUCAAAAGAGAUGUCAUGAUGCAGUAUGGCAACACUGGGCAAUCCUCACGAAAAUUGCCGCUGUCACCGAGGAAGGACAAGCCGGCCAUAUCAUCGAACAAACUUCGCGUAACGCCAACGAAGAAGCAGAAAUUUCUUGCCAGCAAUAAGGGGCGCUCCAAAGCUGGAUCGUCGACUUCAACGUUGACACAGGCUAACUUUGUAUCAAUGGCAAGAUCGAACGGGUUGUCAAGAUCGGACCCGUCAAUUGCGGAUAAUGAGAUGGACGAGGCUUUUCUGGCGGCACUGCCAAAAGAGCUCCGUGAGGAGCUUCUCGGCCAACAAAGGCGAGAGCGGCUGAAGAUGAAGUCAGGACUUAGCAUCGGGACACUCAAGCGAAAGUCGAAACCUGCAGAUCCUACGGUAGCUUUCAAAGGACAGCAGACCCUACCACUACCAUCUCAACCGCCCAAGCCCACUUUCACUUCGCGCAAGCUCAGCACUUUACCAGAGAUGAGGGACGCUAUGACGGCGUGGGUGCGAGAGUUUUCCGAAGAAGGAGAGGAAGGACCUUAUGAUGAGGACGUCGCGGCGCUGGGCGUGUUCCUCAGUAGAGUAGUUGGCGAUGAGCACGAUAUGGAGAAGGCGGUAUCGAUCCUGAAGUGGCUGGGCCAUGUCGUUGAGAUGCAGGACUUUCCUGCUGUGAGUGAGAUUGGCAAUGCGUGGCUUGAAGCCUUGAUGAAGCUGCAAGGCAGUGUCCAAGACGCUGUCCAGCAGCGCGGCUUGCCUCCUGUCGACUUCUGA
Cyphellophora europaea CBS 101466 is the source of this 3555-nucleotide messenger RNA. RefSeq lists its product as uncharacterized. The record is from RefSeq and is a predicted model, not a curated record. Bases 1 to 3555 code for a protein of 1184 amino acids. The transcript has a single exon. Gene Ontology annotation, cellular component: nucleus. Gene Ontology annotation, molecular function: deoxycytidyl transferase activity; DNA-directed DNA polymerase activity; damaged DNA binding. Gene Ontology annotation, biological process: error-prone translesion synthesis; error-free translesion synthesis. NCBI's taxonomy places the organism in Eukaryota, Fungi, Ascomycota, Eurotiomycetes, Chaetothyriales, Cyphellophoraceae.